Molecule: messenger RNA, 3479 nt
Organism: Mus caroli (Ryukyu mouse)
Lineage: Eukaryota; Metazoa; Chordata; Mammalia; Rodentia; Muridae
Source: RefSeq, a predicted model, not a curated record
AGACUUUGAUAAUUCAUAUAAGCAGAAGUGAGAAUAUGCUCAACUUCACAGAUGUGACUGAAUUUGUCCUUUUGGGCUUAACCAGAAGAAAAGAACUGCAAGUUCUUUUCUUUGUCAUCUUUCUCAUGGUCUACAUAGUUACCAUGGUGGGCAACAUUGGCAUGAUGAUAUUAAUUAAGAUCAGUCCACAGCUCAGCAGCCCAAUGUACUUUUUCUUAAGCCAUUUGUCAUUUAUUGAUGUGUGGUUUUCUUCAAACGUCACUCCUAAAAUGCUGGAAAACUUGCUGUCAAAGACAAAAACAAUUUCUUAUUCUGGCUGCUUAGUACAGUGCUUCUUCUUCAUUGCCCUUGUUCAUGUGGAAAUCUUCAUUCUUUCUGUGAUGGCCUUUGACAGGUACAUGGCAAUUGGAAAGCCUCUGCUCUAUGGUAGCAAAAUGUCCAGGGUGGUUUGCAUCCGACUUAUUUCUUUCCCCUACAUAUAUGGGUUUCUGACUAGUCUGGCUGCCACCUUAUGGACUUAUGGCUUGUACUUCUGUGGGAAAACUGAGAUCAACCACUUCUACUGUGCAGACCCACCCCUCAUCAAGAUGGCCUGUGCAGGGACCUUUGUGAAAGAAUAUACAAUGCUAUUUCUUGCAGGCAUUAACUUCACAUAUUCCUUGAUAAUUGUCAUCAUCUCCUACCUGUUCAUUCUCAUUGCCAUUCUCAGAAUGCGUUCAGCAGAAGGUAGGCGCAAGGCAUUUUCCACCUGUGGGUCUCACCUCACAGCAGUUGGCAUAUUUUAUGGCACUCUCAUCUUCAUGUACCUCAGAAGACCCACUGAGGAGUCAGUGGAGCAAGGGAAGAUGGUGGCUGUGUUCUACACCACAGUGAUCCCCAUGUUGAAUCCCAUGAUCUACAGUCUGAGGAACAAGGAUGUCAAGGAAGCCAUGGACAAAAUAAUUACCAAGAAAUUCUUAACAAAAUAAAUAAAAUAUUUCCUGUUUUGUUUUCUAUUGUUUGUCAGGAAAAAAAUGGUACUAUGUCAAGGAUAAGAAUAGGAAUGUUAAAAUUCUUCAUGGGUAGGGAGAAUAAAAUAAGGCAAACAAGUUAAAGUGUAACAAUAUGAAUUGUGAAUUGUUGAUGAAUACAUUGAAAAUUGGUUCCAAUGGAUAAAAUACAUGUAAUGACUCUACUUGGAACUCUUAGGCAGGUAGGUUAAAUAUUAAUAUGCUUAAAUAAUAAUGUGUAAUACAUUAUUUCUUAUUUAAAUUUGUAUUAGGUAAGUCUCUGAGGAUUUUUUUUUUUAGAUUUAGAAAUUGAUUUGGGCAGAUAUGAGAUAGCAUAUUUAAGUUAUGUUCCUAAGUGAGAACAGGAGUAAUUUUGUCUUAUGCUUAUUGGCUUGUUUUCCUUCACAGUUUUUUUUUCUAAAGUUAGGGUAAGGUUCAUUUAAUUAGUAUAAUUUUAAAAUUAAGACCAUGACCUGUCUAAUGCUUUCUCAGAUAUUUUUAGACACAGUACUUUUCUAUACUUCCAAUUUUAAAAUUCAUGAGAUCAUAUAUUUCUUUUCUCAAGUCUCUUUGUUCUAUCUAUAUUCAGAUUGAUAAAAAGGCAGGUAGUAGUUGACAGUGGAUAUGUACUUGUAUAAUAUAUGUCCUUUUGAAUUAACUUAGUAAAUUAAGCUGGCAUUCUAGACUGUUUAGUCAGUCUCUGGUACUAACUUAAGUUUUGCACUUGAAUUUGAAAAAAAAUAUUCAAAAUUAUUUAUGUUUUAAAAAUUGUAUUGGAAUCUGUAAAGCAAAUUUAACACAGAAUUGUAUAUUUCAUAUUGUUCACUUAAAUAAUACAAGCAUGUGAAGAUAAUUUAACAACUUACUUUAUUAAAAUUUAUGUUCUUUAAAAACAGCUUUAUGGUAUAAAAAUACACAGAUAAACAAGUGUAAAUUAUAUUGCAUAUUUUCUUCUUUUCAGUUUUUUCUUGAGCUAUUACAUAUUAUGUCAUAAUUUAUUGGUGCAAAUGUGUUCAUACAAUAAACUUUAUUUAUAAUAAGCAUGAAGAAGUUUAAGACAUUUCAGUUUUGGAUGUUGAAGGUUGCAGAGGAAAAAACUGCCUAAGUACAUUUCUUUCUUUAGCUUAGGAGACAAGACUGACAUAGAAUAUAGUUAAAAGUUCAUGAAGAGCAUUAAUUUUUCAGCUUGUUAUCUGCUUAAACUGGGCUUAACGAUAUUCCCUCAUAGUUAUUUUAUAUAUUCAUAUUUUUCUCAAAUUUCAGGAUAUACUAGACAUAGUCCUAUAAAGGAACUUAGAUAUUGAAAUCUGUUAAAGUGAGAUUAUGUUUUUCAUUCUUCAUAUGUAAUUAAUGUUGAAAGAGAUGGAUAGUCAGAUAGAUUGAGAUCAUCACAAAUUGACUAUGAAAAAAUUUUAAGUUCUUUAUAUAUUAAAAUUGUAUAAAAGGAUAUUUUUUGCACCAUUUCAUAUACUUUAUUAGAACUGUAGUUUUGAUUACUGAUGUGCUUCACCUAAUAGUUCCUUUCCUAAUUUACUGGAUACUUGUAGUUCUGUCCAUUUACCCAAAUUCUUUCAAGUGACUUCAUACUUUGGAUCUGUAUUUGACAUCUGAAAUUGACACAAAAAUAUAUCUAGCAUGCAUUGUUGAAAUCAUUUACCUUCACACACUAUGCUUUUCAGAGUAGUUACAUAGAAAGAUGGACAUCCAUCCAUAAUUGCCAUUUUAUGAAGGAAAGUGGACAGAAGCAUGUGCCAGUGGGAGACAAACAGGAUGAUGUCAAGAAUAUAGAUGUCUCAGCUUUCAGAACAGUUAUUCUAACAAGUCUACUCCACUUCUACCCAGGAGACAUUGCUAGUAUUUCAGUCAUCAUUUCUUUCAUAAUUAUUUUAGUAGUACCUUUGGGAGAUUAUCUCAGUGUUCUUAAUGAGCAAGACUAUAGAAUAAAUCUUGAGAAAUUAUAAUUUUCUUUUCUCUUUCUCUGUCAAGGUAGGUCAGUGUGUUUUGGGAUAGUUGAAGUAGAGAUUGUAACAUUUGGAUGUAGGAAUUGUAGGUGAAACCUUGCAAAGAAAAUUAGUACAUCUUCAUGGACUUAUUUGUUAUUAAAGGAAUUUUUUGGGCUGCUUAUUUUGUUUUAUUAUUUAUUUUGUUUUAGUGGGAUUUUUUUAGACAGGGUUUCUCUGUGUAGCCCUGGCUGUCUUGGAACUCACUCUGUAGACCAGACUGGCCUCAAACUCAGAAAUCUGCCUGCUUCUGCCUCCCAAGUGCUGGUAUUAAAGGCAUGCACCACCACUGUGCGGCUUGUUUUAAAAUAUACAAGAAUGGAUUUGGGUAUAUUUUUAAAACAAAAUUGGAAUAAGUAAUUCAAUAAUGUACAAUUUGUUGUUUAUCUUUAUGAAAAAAUUAAAUGUUAAUUCAAGAAAUUUUUCUUUUCUGUAAACUAUAGACUCUAUUGUUUUUCUAGAUGAUACUCAUUUCUGUAAUAAAGCAUUG